AUGGCGGCCCUGCCUCACCGCAUCCCCUUGGAAAUGACACAAGCAACCGACGCCGACGCUGCCCUACUGGCGUCCUCUGGCCCAGACAACAAUGUAGCCACCCGAGGUUACCACCAACAACCCGCCUCUGCGACCUCUCCUCACACUCAACACAAAUCCCACCCUUCUCGAGACAACUGUGAUCGAAGACGACCUGCGGAGGAGGACCACUCCCGGCUCAAGAAGAUGCCUUCGGCGCUGGUCGGUAAGACCGUCAGUCCGUUUCUCAAAGAGCACAUCCCGGGCCUUUAUGCACCUGUUGGCAAAGACUUCCAAGAUGAAUCUUCCCACACACCGCCAGUCGCCGUUCCAAGAGAUGCCAACACUCGAUAUUGCUACCGACAUCGUCCCGACUCCAAGUGUCGGCGGACAGCAGAUGAAACGAAAAUGGGCAUGAUUCAAAGGGAUCUAAACAGUCUCUCCGCCGCCGAUCAAGAAGCAAUCACGCACGUUUGGUCGCUCUUCUCGGCCGCGCCCGCCAAGCACCGAGAGCUUAUGCUCCAGGGCAUCAUUACACAAUGCUGCUUCCCACAACUCUCGACCGUCUCCCGCGAAGUACAAGAGCAGUUGAAGAUCGACUUUCUGACAGCCCUCCCGACGGAGCUGUCGUACACGAUUCUCUGCCACCUUGACACAGUGUCUCUGUGUAAGGCUGCCCAGGUCAGCCGUCGCUGGCAGAACCUUGCAGACGACGAUGUGGUCUGGCACCGCAUGUGCGAGCAGCAUAUCGAUAGAAAGUGCACCAAAUGUGGCUGGGGCCUGCCUCUGAUGGAAAAGAAGAAACUCAAGGCAUGGAGCCGCCACCAGCACACGGCGCAUGGCAGGGAAAGCGAAUCGACCACCACUGCCGACGAGGUCAACGGAUCCAACAAGCGCCCUCUAGAAGACGACGCCUCCUCAUCAAAGCGCCAACGUCUCGAUGGCGCGGGCCCGUCGACUUGUCUAGAAACGGAGCGCAAGUUCCGUCCGUGGAAGGACGUUUAUCGCGACCGCUUCAAGGUUGGAUUCAACUGGAAGACCGGCCGCUGCACCAUCAAGACUUUCAAGGGCCACUCGAACGGCGUUACGUGCCUACAGUUUGAUCAAAACAUCCUAGCUACCGGCUCGUACGACACUACGAUCAAGAUUUGGAACAUUGAGACGGGCGAGGAGCUACGUACGUUGCGCGGCCACACAGGUCCCGUGCGAACUUUGCAAUUUGAUGACAGCAAGCUCAUCAGCGGCAGCUUCGACAAGACGAUCAAGAUUUGGAACUGGCAGACUGGGGAGUGUCUGAAUACGCUUCAGUGUCACACCGAGGGUGUCCUGUCGGUACAUUUUGACAAGGGCACGCUGGCGUCGGGAUCGAUUGACAAGACGAUCAAGAUCCUGUGUUUUGACACAAAGCAAACGUUUUAUCUACGCGGCCACACUGACUGGGUCAACCAUGUCAGACUCGACACUGCCUCUCGAACUGUAUUUUCGGCGUCUGACGACUUGUCUGUCAAGUUGUGGGACUUGGAUACGAAGCAGUGUAUCAAGACCUAUCUGGGUCAUGUCGGGCAAGUUCAGCAAGUUCUUCUCAUGCCCCCCGACUUCGAGCCCGAUGAGGUUCCCAACCAGGAUGACAACGAUACCGCGUCUGUGCGGAGCAGCCGGAGCGUGACGCCGACGCCGUCGGCCCAGGUUGAUCGUUCCGUCUUUGGCCCCGGAUUCGCGUCAGACUCGCGACCGCUGCCGCCGCGGUACAUGUUGACGGGCGGCCUCGACAACACUGUGCGUCUGUGGGACAUUGCGACGGGCAAAUGCAUCCGCAGCAUGUUCGGCCACGUCGAGGGCAUUUGGGGCCUGGUGGGCGACACGUUGCGCGUCGUGACCGGCGCCAACGAUUCGAUGACGAAGAUUUGGGAGCCUCGCUCAGGAAAGUGCGAGCGAAGCUUCACAGGUCACGCCGGGCCGGUGCAGUGUGUCGGCCUUAGUGACUGCCGGAUGGCGAGCGGAAGUGAAGACGGCGAGGUGCGCCUUUACAGCUUUGAGGGCGAGGCGACAGAGGAACGGGGAACACCCUCGUGA
Molecule: messenger RNA, 2091 nt
Organism: Cordyceps fumosorosea ARSEF 2679
Lineage: Eukaryota; Fungi; Ascomycota; Sordariomycetes; Hypocreales; Cordycipitaceae
Product: sulfur controller-2
Exons: 2
Coding region: 1-2091 (696 amino acids)
Molecular function (GO): protein binding
Source: RefSeq, a predicted model, not a curated record